GAAAGAGACAAAAAGAAAGGACAGGAGGAGACAGGAUGAGAAGAGAGAAAGUGGCAAGGGAGAAGGAGAGAGGAGGAGAUAAUAAAGGAACAAGGAAGAGGGGAAUCAAGUAAGACCAAGAGUUGAAUCAGUGACAGAAAAAUAGUUUAAGAACAAAGAACAAAGAAAAGGAAUGCAGAGACAAGUAGAGGCAGAAGAGAGGAGAGAACCAGUGUGAGGACUCUAGUGGAGGGCUGUGCUACAUCUCAGUGCCACUGUGCUACAUCUCAGUACCAAUGUGCUACAUCUCAGUACCACUGUGCUACAUCUCAGUACCACUGUGCUACAUCUCAGUACCACUGUGCUACAUCUCAACACCACCCGGUGGGGAUGUCAGGCUGCCUGAUGACUCCAUUCAUUGGCUCUGCGAGAAAAAUCUUUGACUGCAGUGAAAUAAAAAUAAAUAAAAUGAAGAAUGACAGCCUUCAAACGAAAAUAGACAAUUGAAAAUAAAAAGACUUGAAACUAACACAGGAAAACAAAAUAGACAAUGAGAUGUGGUGAUGGUGGUUUCUGAAUACAAAUUGUUUACAUGAUCUGUUAUAUAUUGCCACCUGGUGACGUUGGAUGGGACUACAUGAUCUUGUCCUCCACGUUCUCAACUUUUAUGUACAUAUGUUUUUCUACAAAAUCAAUAAACACAAAUAAUGCGGUGACCAAGUAAUCAACAUUUACAUUUUAGUCAUUUAGCAGACACAUUUUACUCAGGAAUUACUUCUCAGCAAAAGUCAGUUUUGGAAUGAAAGAAAUACAAAUAAUAAACAUAAUAUACAUAGCAAUUGUUAGUUCUCAAAAUAAAUAGAGGGGCAGGGAGGUAUUCAUCUCUGCUUCUCCACCUGAACUCAGGUUAUUCAAGUUUUUCUCUCUCUAGUUCUCUGGUAAUUUGUUUAUAGAUGUUGGUUCCUCCUGCGUCACCCAGCAACGCUCCCUUUCAGAGUUGUUUCACUUAUCACUGUACCGCCCUGAAGCCAUAAAGUUGAAGUGGUCAAGUCAAGGAAGUCAGUGAUUCAGUCAGUCAAGACGCUUGUUUCAAAUUGAAGCAACAUUAAAUAGAACAUCAGAAUCUGUUCAUCUAGUUAGUUUUGUUUCUGGUGACAUCACACCGAAUACAGCCUAAUUCUCAGGUGUUUCUAAGGGAAAAGGACACUAUCACAUCUUAGGAAUAUUAGUGUGGUCUGUCAACUUUCCUUCUGGUGAGUCGUGAGUCUCUUUACCCUCAGGCUGGUCAGAGAUGGAGCUGAAUCCAACUCAACUGGCUUGGGAGAAUCCAGAGGAGUAUCUGCAAAGGAAACUGAGAGAUGGAGUACAGAGUCAACUUCAGUCACAUGUGGGAAUCGCCAAAGCUGUGAAUAAGACUCCUUUAUAUCUGAUGAAGGCCAAUGAGGUGGAGGAGCGGGAGCGCUACCGAUACCAGUGGAGGAAGGAGGACAGGCAGAGGAUCGUCAGCGACAGAUUGGAGCUGGGUGUUUCCGUAGUGACGGGGGCGUUGAUGGGGCUUGUGUCAGGGGGAGGUAUAAUGGGCGGAGUGACAGGGUUUCUGAUAUGGUUUGCAACAGGACUGGUCAGGAACCGGUGGAGUCCCUGACUCACUGGCCAGCCCCAUGGGCUUCUGUAGGUGCCCACGCUGUGGCGUGGCUUCACCAGAACCCAGAAUAGGUUGACGAAAGAGGGCGGGGCAUGCACUCCAUCUUGCGCUUAAUUCCGUGUCAUCUUACUCAUAUUUAAAAACACUCUAAUUCAAAAUGUAAACCUCGUAUAGGGCUAUGGCCCAGUUGACUCUCACAUAGAUUGCCACGGUUGUCAAUAAAAGAGCCGCUUCCAAAAUCCUUUCUUGAGCUGUAUAUUUGUGCUCAUAGCUCUUCAUUGCUUGCUGCCUAACACUAGCUUAUAUUAAUGUCUUAGGGCCAGUUUCACAGACACGGAGUGAGACCCUAACCAUAGUCUAGGACUAAAAACCCCAGAGUUUGUUGUUUUUGUCCUAGACUAGGCUGAAUCUGUGUCUUCGAAACCGGCCCUUAAUGCUUUGGUUUGAACACAGAACAGUCAGAAAACAAAUCUAGUUUGAAACAAGUGUACACUUGCUUAUUUGAUGUGACAUAAAAGCUUGUUAAUAAAAUAACUGACCUAACAAGAGAAACUAUCACAUAUCCAGAUUAGGCCUACUCCUGGACUAAAAAUCUAAUUGGAAACUCAUUGUAGAUUCUAAUUGAGCUUGAUUUUUUUAGUUCUUGACUAGGCCUAAUAUGUGUCUGUGAAACCAGCCCAUGUAGAUCACAUAAAACUGAAAUAGUACUUCUUUAAGCUUUCCCCCAGGGGUGAAUAUUUAGAAAAAACGAUAUGGUCUCAACAUUUAGCGAGGGGAGGUGGUUGUUGUUAGUGUGCAAACUACUGUAUUUCAAAUUACUGUACUUCAAAUUACUGUAUUUCUUUCUUGUCUGUGGAUAAACACAAAUCUUACAUCAAUAUUUCUAUUCAUUUGAAUUGACCAAUUUAUUAUUACUCUGAAUAUUUACAGCUUUUUCAGGUGGAUGGAUUAUUUAUUAUGGUUGAUGGGAUCUCCCAAAGUUCCAAAUUUGAAAUUAGUUUUUUUUUUAAAGAAAAUCUAUACUGAAACUAGAAACAUCAAGUCCAAAACUAAUCCAAAUUAAAUUAAAAAAAAGAUUGCACUUUGAAUUCCUUUGGCCAAGUCUUUCCAUGUAAUCGCAGUGUUCAGAUUUCUCAGGCAUCACUCAGGCAACGAAUGGUCUGGUAAAUUCUAUGUCCAUUAAAGGGCAAGUUUAUUGGUGAACAAUAGUACAUUAUAAACUGAUGGAAUGAGAAAAUAUCUGCAUUACUGACAAUUAUCCUCACAUUGUUACUGUCCAACAAUACAGUUUUUUUUUUCACACAUCUUAUGUUAAAUAUGUGGUUCAGUUGCAUUUAAAAAAAUUAUUACAUUACUUUAAUGAAACAUAAAAGGACAGUCUAAUAAUAUGUGUGUGUUUGUCUCAAGGCCGCUACACAGAACCGAGAAAUACAGUAUGCCUUUGUGUACCCAAGGCAGUUAUUCAUUGAUGUGCGCAAUUGCUGCUUCAACUGUACCAUUUCCAAAGUACAAAUAAAACAACCAAAACUGAACUGCGAUUAUCGACAAAUAAAAGUAAAAACAAGACUGAGGAAAGGCAUCUAACUGAAAGUGACUAACAAUUUGGAAGGAAAACAGAAGAGAAUUAGAAGUGUAUUUUUUAAACCAACUGGAAUAAAUGCUAAUGUAACUGUACAUACACUGUAAUAACCUGAACUGCCUCAUGCAGAACGUGGGACGGGAACAGCGCUCUACUGGGCUGGGCACUGUCAAACACGCUAACACCCCCACCCUGGCACACAAACACACACACUCAGUACCAUGUCCACACACUUGCAUAAUCGAUUUUCAAAACAAUUAAACUUUAUGUCACACAGACUUGCAAGGCUUUCACAAGGGUUGUGUGUGUGAAUUUAUGCACGUUCAUGCAUGUGUGUGUGUGUGUGUGUGUGUGUCAACGUUUCAUUCACAUGAUCGUCCUCUGUGUUGUUAUUAACAAUAAGACUCAGUUGUUGAAUAACCUUGGGUGCAGGUUAUUCCUUCCGCGACACAGCCUCCUUUCAGUCUGGACGUUUCAUUGGCUGAAAUCACACUUUUAGUAAAAGAGAAAGUGAAAGAGUGGGAGAACAAGAUGAGCCUUUCUGUGUUGCUUUCGGUUUUGUCAAAGAGACUGAAGGUGAUACUGAGACCAUGAAACAUCACAGUUGAGUAUCAUCUAUAAUGUCGUUCAUUCACUGUCGAAGACUAGUUAGUUCAACAACCAGUGAAUAUAUUUAGCUCGCUCAAUUUUUCUUCUGCUUUUCUCAACCUGACCCGUCGCAAGCAAAAUGGCUGAAACGUGUAGCAAAGGUGAGUGUUUUGUGUUCAGGUCCUUUCCACAAGUCGUCUGUAAAUAAACACAAACCUUACCUCAACAUCUGUAUUUAAAUGUACCUGUUUACAGCUUUCACAUCUCCUAAACCAUGCAGCAUUAUGUUAGAGUUAUUAUUUUUAUUGUUGUUACUGAUUGUGUUACUGUGUUUUAUUUAUGUGCAUUAGUAUUUCAGGAAUGUUGACUAUGUUACAUGGAUGAUGGUCUGUUCUUCCACAGGUUCCUCCCACCUGAGGUUAGUUCUGCUGGGAAGGACGGGAUCAGGAAAGAGUUCAACAGGAAACACCAUCCUGGGGAGGGAGGCGUUUAAAGAGGAGACUGGAACCACGAGGAGCGUCAUGGAGACAGGGGAGGUGGAAGGGAGGAGGUUAACUGUGAUUGACACUCCUGGGAUCUACAGCACUGCUCUAACGGAGGAACAACUGAAUGAGGAAAUGAAAAGGUGCAUGUCUCUCUCUUCUCCAGGACCUCACGCGCUCCUGCUAGUGAUUCAGCAGGAGAAAUUCACCCAGGAAGACACAAAGGUUUUGUCGUGGAUCCAGGAAAACUUCGGCGAGGACGCUUUGAUGUACACCCUGGUGCUGUUCACAGGAAGAGAAAGACUAACCAGGAAGCAAUGGGAGGAGUUUGAGAAAACUGUUACAACUAGAAAACCAAUCACUGUGUGUGGGGGCGGGGUUCAAACCCUUAACAGUAAGCCACAGGUCCAGCCCACUCAAAUCAUAAAGAUGCUGAGAAACAUAGAGGAGAUGUUGAAGAGGAAUGGAGGAGAACAUUACCCAGAGGAGAAGUACCAGGAGGCUCAGAGAAAAAUUAGAAAGGAGCAAGAGAGGAGGAUGAGAGAGGAGGAAGAGAAGGACCAACAGAAGAGAAAGAAAGAAGAAGAGAAGAAGAGACAUGAAGAAGAGGAAAAGAGAAAAGAGUUGGAAAAUAAACGGGGGGAGAUGAAAUUGAGGACAAAAGAGGAAGAGGAGAGGAGGAGAAAGAAAGAAAAUAAAUUAGAGGAAGAGAAAGCGCCAAAUAGAAAAGAUGAAGAAGACAGGAAGAGACCGGUGAAGGAAAAGCAACGGGAGAUAGAGAGGUGCAGACAGGAACGGGAAAACAAAUUGGUGAAAGAGAACCAGAGAAAAGGACAAGAGGAAGAGCAGAGGAGAACCCAGGAGAACGAGAGAGGGGAGGACAGGACAAGAGGAGAGAGGAAGAGACAGGAGCAGCAGCAACAAGCAAACAUAAGUCAAACAGGCCGAGGAAACCUGAGGAUCGUUCUUCUGGGUAGAACCGGAUCAGGGAAGAGUGCAACAGGAAACACCAUCCUGGGGAGGGAAGCCUUUAUAUCAGAACUUUCUCCACAGUCUGUGACCUCACACUGUAUGAAACAGAGUGGAGAUGUGUCCGGAAGGUCGAUCGAUGUCGUUGACACUCCGGGACUUGUUGACCCAACACAAAUGAAUGACGCGACGAGAAGAGAAAUAGGCCGAUGCGUUGACAUUUCCGAACCCGGACCUCAUGUGUUCCUCCUGGUUGUCAGGCUGGACAGUUUCAGACCGGAACAGGUGAACAAUGUGAAGUGGAUCGAGGAGAUAUUUGGUGAAAAUGUGACAGAAUACACCAUCGUUUUAUUUACUGGUGUUGACUGCCUGGGCAGAAGGCUGUUAAAGAACUUUCCGGAGUUUCGUGAGGUGUUAUACUGUGGCUCCAGGUAUCAUGUGUUUAACAAUGCUGAUAGGAAUAACCGUAAUCAGGUCACAGAUCUACUGCAGAAGAUGGAGAAGAUGGUGGAGAUAAAUAGAGGACAACACUACACCUCGGUUAUGUAUGAGGAAGCACAGAGGAAGUUUGUGCACAAAUGUACAAUCAUUUAGAGACUUUUUCAGCGUAUGUGUUGAUGCAACAGAAUGUUUUGGAUUUUACACACGUGACCAUGAUUGCAGAACGGUUUCAAACAAACAACAACAAACUUACUCCAACAGAAAUAAUGUGUUUUCUUCUAUAUUUAUGUUUUAUCAGUGAAGUUGUCUUUUUAUGUUUUGAGUACUACAGAAUUAUAGACAAUACCAAGUCAUUAAUUUGGUCAAUUUGCAGUCUGGUAAUGUUCUUCUCUUAUCUGUCCUGUUCCUACAGAAACGUGGGACAAUUUGAUAUAUGUUGAGGCUUGUAAGGCAAAACAACAGUGGAGAUGGCUUGUUUUUGUGAUCUACAUGUUAUGAGUGAUCAUGUUUUCUCUGGUUUUGUGUGCUACAGACACGACACCAGAUUAUUCUUUUGAUUAGUUCUGUUUUGAUAUGGAACUUUAGAAUGAGUUGAUCAAAUGACUGGGUUGCUUUCUUCAGCAACCAAAACAUGAGAAAUUAAUGAAUGAAUGUAUUCAUUAAUAAAACCUAAUGUAAAAGGC
Esox lucius (northern pike) is the source of this 6366-nucleotide messenger RNA. Its product is annotated as immune-associated nucleotide-binding protein 9. Lineage: Eukaryota; Metazoa; Chordata; Actinopteri; Esociformes; Esocidae. Bases 4172 to 5836 code for a protein of 554 amino acids. The transcript is spliced from 6 exons. Gene Ontology annotation, molecular function: GTP binding. The record is from RefSeq and is a predicted model, not a curated record.